Messenger RNA from Gigantopelta aegis, 6288 nucleotides. RefSeq lists its product as uncharacterized. The transcript is spliced from 14 exons. NCBI's taxonomy places the organism in Eukaryota, Metazoa, Mollusca, Gastropoda, Neomphalida, Peltospiridae. Gene Ontology annotation, cellular component: extracellular region. The record is from RefSeq and is a predicted model, not a curated record. Gene Ontology annotation, molecular function: chitin binding. Bases 14 to 6088 code for a protein of 2024 amino acids.
CCUACCGCACAACAUGGGCGGACAACUCCUGUUUUGUCUCCUGGCACUAACAUUUGGAACAGUCAACUCUCUAAUGAAGAAAUGCGACGCACCCACCGACGUCGUGUUUCUUCUCGACGGCAGCUACAGCAUUAACGAGGAGGACUGGCUAUACGUGAAGACGUUCGUCGAGAUGCUCGUCAACUCGUUUGACAUCCAGCCCUACGCCGUGCACGUCGGCGCUGUCGUCUACAGCAGGUUCAUCGGCGACGUCAUCAGCCUCAACCCCUACAAGGACAAAGCGUCCAUACGGAGGAUGGUGCUCAACCUGACUCAGCCUCGGGACGACACCAACACGGCUCUGGGGAUCAAGACUCUGCGCAUAAUGCUGCGCACGCAAGGCCGACCAAACAAGCCUCAUUUUGGAAUCGUCAUCACGGACGGGAAGUCGACGCUUCCGGCGCAGACGAUACAGGAAGCGAUGGUGGCGAAACAGGAGGGAAUAACUAUGAUCGCUGUAGGUGUCGCUCGGAUGUUUAUUUCGGAGGUCAAGGAGAUAGCGUCUGACAACAACGCCUUCAAUGUCGAGGACUUCAGAAGUCUGCCCAAUUUGGUUUAUCUGCUCAGAGACAUUGUCUGUACCGAACGCAUUACGACUGUCAUGACAACCACAACAACACAACCCACAACGACAGUGACGAUGAUUCCUGCACCGGACAUAGCCUGCGACAUGCCCGCCGACGUUGUCUUUCUUGUCGACGCGUCCGACAGCAUCAACGCCAACAACUGGGUGAUGGAGAAGAACUUCGUGGCCACCCUCAUCAACAGUCUGCACAUCCACCCGUCCACCAUCCACGUGGGCAUCGUGGUCUUCAGCACCUUCAUCGGCGACGUCGUUCCGCUCACCCCGUACAAGGACAAGCGGAGACUCAUGCAAUUGGCUCAGACGCUGAAACAACCGGGCUUCGGAACCAAUACGAACCUGGGGAUAGCAGAGGUUCGUAAGAUGCUGACGUCGCAGGGCAGACGAUCAGAGGGCGUGCCGCAGAUUGCCAUCGUCAUCACUGACGGCAAGAGCGACUACACAGAAGAGACGAAGGCGCAAGCGAAGGCGGCCAAGGACGAGGGCGUCAUCAUGAUCGCCGUCGGCAUCAGCUCACACGCCUUGACGGAAGAACUGGAGAACAUCGCGUCAUCCAAGAGGAAGGUCUUUCCCGUCGCAGACUUCAACGCUCUCUUCGGUUUGGUGAACGUUUUGAAGGAUCUCAUUUGUACGGCUAUAACAACAACUACGCAGGCCCCACCGUUAACAACAACACCUGCCCCGAACAUACCACAGCUCUGCAGUGGCUGUAAGAUCGACAACGGGAUCGGCUACAACCCAUACCCCGGGGAUUGCAGCAAAUACAUCCAGUGCUACCAAGACGGAUCGGAAUUUCGAGCCCUGGUUAAACACUGUCCUUUCGGCCUUUACUGGGACCGCGAGUCGGUGACGUGUAAACCAGCAGAAGACGUUGACUGCCUGGGAGACAAGUGUCGCAACAGCACGGACGGCAGCGUUCAUCCAUAUCGAGGCUACGGGUGUCGAGCGUACCUCACGUGCCAGGAGAGUCACUCGGUGCCCACGUGCUGCCCCCUGGGGUCGAGGUUCGUCUACCGGAUGGGGUGCAUACAGGACCCGUCUUGUCGCGACGACUGUCCGCCCUUCUCCACACAAAACCUUACAAAUACCUGUUUACUAAAAGCACACUCGGACAAGACGAAAUACGUACAGAGCAUUCCCGGACACGGAAGUAUGGUUCGCCCAUGCGCACCAGGGACAGUGUUUAGUUUCCCACAUUGCAGCUGUAUCGAAGAUACAGAGAAAAUAUCUGGCCCGUGUCUUCCGUCUGUCCACUACACGUUUGACCAGGACACCGCGGAUCACUCUGGAAACAACAUCAACGCCGUCGUAGAAGGUGUGAAAAUCAUCGGCCACGGCGUUGGACACUUCGACGGGAAGAGCAGGAUGAACAUACGGACGUUCCGCAAUACGGACUUCGGACAGAAACUGACCAUCAAGCUGAAGUAUCGGAUGGACGGAACCGGAAAUGGAGACAACGGAAAUGGUCAGAUCAUGUGGGUCAUCAUUGGCGCUAAUGGACAGGUCAUUAGGUCAGGAUACGGACAAAUACCGGUGGACAUUUUCCGAGCACUACAGCAAGGAACAAUAAUCGGAACUCUUGUCAGGCAGAUUAUCUCCCAUGUCGGAAGCAUAGGUGGCAGCACGAUGAUAUGGCAGAUUAUUGGAUUGGACGGAAGCGUGCUGCAUUCCGGGUUCGGACCAAUCACCGGAGAGGUAAUGAUGCAGAUCGCGAAUUUUCGACCAAACGGAGGUUUGAUUAUCAAGUGGUAUAUUUACGCACCCGACGGAUCAAUAGUUAAAUCUGGGAAAGGAGAGAUCCCAGCUGACAUCCUAGACCAGCUGAACCAGGGAACUAUCACAGGCACGAUCGUGAAAGAGGUGACUGGACACAACAGUUUGACAAGACAGUGGAUGGUGGUGGACAGAACGGGUAGAGUAACGCUGUCGGGAAUAGGUCACGUACCACAGGAUAUCAUGAUGCACCUCAGGUACAGACAGUCGGGAGCGGGUGUGGACAAGAACCAGACUCUGUGGUUCGUUGUCGAGCCUCAAGGGAGGAUCAUCAAGUCUGGAUUAGGAGUCAUCCCUGCGUCAGUUAUCGAGGGCAUUCGAGGAGGAACCAUUCAAGGAUCACUAGGACGAGAGAUCGUCACAUCCAGAGGAAUUGUUUGGCAGAUCGUAGGUCUUGAUGGCAGAGUUCUGCAUACUGGUUCAGGUCAAAUCGAUCAGAGCAUCUUAUAUGACAUCGCGCAUUUCUAUCCAGGCAACGGAGGUUCCAGCAUGGUGUGGUACUUCUAUACAUCUGAUGGCAAAAUGAGUAAAUCUGGAUAUGGAAAAAUACCUAAAGAGAUAUUCCAGGAAAUGCAGAAAGGGACUCUUAAAGGAGUCCUGAUUACUCGUACACUUGCUUCAAAUGGUUCAUCUGGAAAGUGGACCAUUGUUGGAGCCGAUGGCAAGGUAGUGAAGUCUGGAUCAGGGUCGUUAUCAAGAGAUGCCCUAUUGCAAUACCUAACAAGCAUCGAACAUCCAAAUGGCGGGCUGAUAUGGUUUGUUAUUGGAGUCGGUGGGAAUGCAAUUGAGUCUGGAUUCGGAGAGCCGCCAGCCACUAUUCUUAAAAACCUGGCUCAGGGAAACAUCAGAGGUUCGUUGGUCAAAUUGCUCGUUGACUCCCAGGGGCGUGAGCGAACGUGGCAGAUUUUGAAUGCAUAUGGUCAGAUAUUGCACGAUGGCCACGGACCAAUACCCAUGGAUGUUCUCAAACAGUUACAAAGUCAGUUUAGAUACGAGUCUUCUUUCGAAACUCAAAAUAUCACACACGUUCUGACCCACUGGACGAUUGUUAUGUCAGAUGGAACUGUUCAUUCAGGUGUUGGUGCAAUUCCAAGAAAUAUCGUGAAUAUCAUUGCUAAGGAACAUGUUUCAUGGACUGUCAAAACACCAGAUGGUCAAACCAAAAGUGGCAGAGGACAGUUUCCAAGAGAAUUCAUUCCAAUAUACCCUAUCCAUGAUACAGAUACAGAAUUUGGUACCGGCUUGACGGAAUGGUACCUGAUCAGAAAUGGAAAAAUAGUUCAGUCAGGAUUCGGCGACUCGUUGUCGUCACAACAAAAUGUUGGCCAUGGCUUGUCAUGGACAGUCGUCAAGGAAAUAUCGUUAAACGGAAAAACCUCUGGCUGGAGACUGGUAGAUCCAACGGGGAGGGUAAGAGAUCAAGGAAUGGGCGUUGUUCCUUGGGAUAUAUUUUACAGAAUUCAGUACCUGAUUGAUCCAAGCAUAACCACCACCACCACUGCCGCCACUGCUACCCUUCCCGCCGCCACCGUCAAGGUUCCUCAUGGAGGUGGUCAAGUACACAAUCCGGUGCAGUGGUAUAUUGUUCAACCUGACGGUUCUCACGGAAGGUCCGGGUUUGGAGAUGUCCCUCGCGACAUCAUAGAGGCGAUAAGAUCGGGCCGGCACAAGGGAGCAGUGGUGAACAAAAUAUCAACGGGCAGAAUGACGAGAUGGCAGAUCAUAUCGUCAGGUGGUAAUGUCAUUUCAGGGUCAGGAGAAAUUCCCCGUGACGUCCUUCAACGCUCACUUAAGGGUACAGUAUCGAUUGUGGAGCCUGGUCAAAAUCAAGGGCAGAUAAAGACAGAACGACGAGAAUGGAGCAUAACUCAUCCCAAUGGAACUGUACAGACAGGGACUGGAGACAUUCCUGUUAGCAUUUUACGAAGUCUCUCGCGCUGGAAGCUGACCAUGCCAGAUGGGUCUGUUAGAUCCGGAACUGGAUCUGUACCUAAACAUUUGAUAAGUAGAAUUGGGAGUGGAUCCAUCUCCGGGACUGUAGGUCAUGCUGACUCGGGGUUUGAAAUUUGGGCCAUUACCAAACCGGACGAAACUGUCACUCAGCGAACAGCUACCAAUGUGUACUGGAAGAUAACACUGAGAGACGGAAACACUCAUUCAGGAAUAGGAGACAUCCCAGGGAACUACCUGAGCCUAGUACGCCAGUGGUUGAUAAUGACUUCUGGUGGCGUCAAAGAAAGUGGAUCUGGAACCAUCCCAGCACACAUUCUAAAACUAACGAAUCGUGAUUCAGGUCUAAAAUCACAGUCAGGGCCAAUGAGUUCUAUGCCUGGUGCUGUAAUUCAGUCUAUAUCUGCUCCAGGUAGUUGGUCCAUAGCACUAUCAGAUGGAUCGGUCAACUCUGGCACUGGAUUAAUUCCACAAAACGUCCUUCAAAAGGCUAAGGGACCUCGCGUAAGAUGGGCAUUCACCAUGCCAAAUCGGACGGUGAAAUCUGGUAAAGGCCCCAUUCCACCAACUAUUUUGCAGCAAAUGUCCUCAGUGGCAAAAGGAAGCAUUCGCUUAGUACCAAUAAAAGUGAGCCAAGGAACAAGGGUCCGGCAAAGCAGUGUUGUCUCGGGCACAAGCGGGUCAAAGACCCAAACCCAAUGGACAGUUACACGAUCUGACGGGUCUGUUACAAAAGGAACUGGUCCGAUACCGGCUGAUGUACUGCAGACACUUCAAGGUUCUUCAACCCGUUGGACAGUCAUCGGGCCUGACGGCAAGCCCAUAAGUGGAUUUGGAGAAAUACCACAAGGGUUAGUGCAAGGGUUUCAACUCCAGUCGAACACAGCUGGAAACAAGGGACAGAAGCAGCGUCAUGCGGUGACAGGUAAAGUAAUAACACGGUGGUCUCUAGUUUUGGAAGACGGCAGCGUCAGAACCGGAACUGGCGAAGUCCCAUCUGACGUCUUGUCAAAGCUCAGCUCCAAAUCUCGAUGGACGAUCGUCGACUCCCGUGGCCAGGUUAGGUCAGGAAGUGGAAUUCUUCCGGGCAUGCAGACGAAGGUGGUGAGGGUAGGGCCUCAAGGCGUGUCUCUCAGUGGCAGAUCAGGAACGUCGAUCAGGAAGAGCAGCGCCCAGGGUGUUCCAUCUGACAGGAGCGCCAGCGGAUCCGAGGCAGAUAUGUUUGCGGAUGGAAUGGGAACCGUUAGUGGCGUCAGAGUCCAGACAGUUCCAGGUUCCUUACAGGUGAACAGCCGGUUUAUCGGCCCGCUCCAGUACGACCUGGUCCCCAUUAGGGGGACGUCGAGGAGAAUCAGAAGACAAGCUGGAUUAAAGGCGAACAUACUGUCCUUCGGGCAGACGGGGAAGCAUCAGACUCUGGUGGGAAACUGCGGCUCCAAGACGAAAGGUGGAGCGUCUGUGAUGAUACUGGCGAACAGCCAUGAGAUCAUCUUUUCCUUGAAGACAACAAACACGGCUAAAGCUGUCAUCUUGUCAAUGGCUGCGAAACCCGGAUUGAACGACAUUGAGAUGAGAUAUGAUGGGAGCUACCUAACAGGCGUUGUGAACGGCGCCAAGCGAUCUGUACCUUUGUCAGGCAAUGUAGAGAAGAGACCGGAUGGAUUAUCGAUUGGUUCCUGUGACGGAUUUCCUAGUUUCCGUGGAGAUAUGGAUGACUUCUCGCUGUAUAGAUGCUAUCUUUGAAAAUAGACAACCUUGAAUUGAAAACACCUGACCGCUUACCACCGAUAGAAACCAAAGAGAUUACGAGGACACCAACUACGACGUUUACUUCAUACAUGAUGUAUUUAUUGUUAUUUAUUAUCUCGCUUUAAUGAAACAAAUGUGAUUAAGUUAUUACCAUGAAUUUUUGUCAAUUGAUUAAAGAAAGCAUGUGAUUAUAA